GGACUCGGCAAGCAGGCAAGCGCGCGCGCGUUCGGUUCCACCGCAGCGUCUCGCGCGCAACACUUCUCGGUCGUACUGACGCUCCGCGCGGGGAGGAGCGCGCGCUACCAGGGUAAAGAGAAGAAAAGAAAAUGACCACAGAGAAAGGUCCUGGGUCAGAGGUGAAGAAGGCAGCAGAGGAACCAUCCCAACAGAAAGUAUCUGCAGGCAACAUGAAUGAGUCUUCCUCAGAUGGCAAAAUGGCUAAACAGGAGCAAGAUGGCAAACGCUCAGAUGAUCACAAAGAUCCAGAUGAUGAUUCUGAACUAACGACACCAGGCAAAAGCCCCAAAUCGCCGCAGAAAUCGUCCAAGCGUUUGAAAACUGUCCCCUUCAAGGUCACUCUCCUGGACAGCUCUGAUUACGAAGCUGGUAUUGAGAAGCACUGCAGGGGUCAGGCGCUGCUGGAUCUGGUGUGCGAACAUCUCAACCUACUCGAGAAGGACUACUUCGGCUUGACCUUCAGCGAUUCAGACAGCCAGAAGAAUUGGCUGGACCCCUCCAAGGAGAUCAAGAAGCAAAUGCGAAUGUCUCCUUGGCAUUUUGCUUUCGCUGUCAAAUUCUACCCUCCAGACCCAUCUCAGCUCAUGGAGGAUAUCACGAGGUACUACUUGUGCCUUCAGCUGCGUGAUGACAUUCUGUCUGGUCGCCUCCCCUGCUCGUUCGUCACUCACGCUCUGCUGGGUUCCUACACCGUGCAAGCUGAGCUCGGAGACUAUGACCAGGAGGAGCACGGCACUGACUAUGUCAGCGAGUUCCGCUUCGCCCCCAAUCAGACGCGCGAGCUGGAGGACAGAGUCAUGGAGCUGCACCGCACCUACAGGGGUAUGACACCUGCUGAGGCAGAAAUGAACUUCCUGGAGAAUGCCAAGAAGCUGUCCAUGUACGGGGUCGACUUACAUCAUGCAAAGGAUUCAGAAGGGAUUGAAAUCAUGCUGGGCGUUUGUGCCAACGGCCUGCUGAUCUACCGCGACCGACUGAGGAUUAACCGCUUCGCCUGGCCCAAGAUCCUGAAGAUCUCGUAUAAGAGGAGCAACUUUUACAUCAAGAUCCGUCCAGGAGAGUAUGAGCAGUUCGAGAGCACCAUCGGGUUCAAGCUGAACAACCACAGAGCUGCGAAAAGACUCUGGAAGGUCUGCAUCGAGCAUCAUACCUUCUUCAGGUUAGUGUCUCCAGAACCUCCUCCUAAAGGUUUCCUCGUUAUGGGCUCUAAGUUUCGGUACAGCGGGCGGACACAGGCCCAGACGAGGCAGGCCAGCUCCCUGAUCGAUCGGCCCGCCCCUCAUUUCGAGCGCUCCACCAGUAAGAGGCACCUCCUCUCCCGCAGUCUGGAUGGAGAGUUCUCCAGGCCGCUGUCCACAAUGAUGGAACCUCAGGAUGCGCUGUCCCAGAGAAGUGAGACGCAGUGUUUCUCAGGAGACGAGGACGGAGAACCUGACCUGAGUCUAGACCAAGAUCAAGACCAAGACCAAGACGAUUCCACUGUCAUCACUCCAACAAGGAAGAAAGACUUUAAGGAGACUCUUGAUGCUAAUCAGGAGUUGGAGAUGGAGUCAACACCUCGACACAAACAGGAGUUUAUGGAUAAAUCAGAAGACAUGCUGCUGAAGCACCAGGCAAGCAUCAACGAGCUGAAGCGAGCCUUGAGGGAACCCAGCAGCAAGCUGAUGAACCGGGAAAAGCGUCUCUCAGCGACCUCACCGGGUGACACGCCCGAGAAGAAGGCUCCACCUGUGGCCAAGAAAGACCCGAAUGCAGUGACUGUGGCGCACAUGUUAAGAAAAGAGUCCAGAGUAGAGUCUCAAUCGAAUGGUUCUGGGGUUCCUCACAACAUUCCAGACAUCCCUGAUCAGCAGCCCGUGCAGGAGGUUGGUGACGGUGGCGUAAACUGUGAAGAGACCAUAGUCUCUGAUAAUGAUGUCAUCCAGCCACAGGAGGGAGAUCCGGUCCAGAAAGAGAGCAGACUAAAGGAAGCGAAAGAGAACGGUUCUCCCAUUAAAACAAUCAGCAUUGGGAAGGAAUUUAUCGUUUCUCCCAUCAGUAAUGAAAAUGUCACUUCCACGACCACUACGCAAGUCACAAAGACGGUUAAAGGUGGAUACUCAGAGACAAGAAUUGAGAAAAGGAUCAUUAUCACAGGAGACGAUGCUGUGGACCAACAGCAGGCUCUUGCGAUGGCAAUACAAGAGGCCAAACAGCAGCAUCCUGACAUGCUCGUGACGAAGGCUGUGGUGGUCAGAGAAACGAACGCUCCGUCUGAGGAGAGACACCGGACCUCUCAGUCCUGAUCACCAACAGGUUCAUGAGAUCAGAGUGAAGAGAGAAGCGUCACCUUUAACCCCACCUACUACAGCCUUCUGCGAGAAGCUAACUGUUGCUACUUAGCGAUAACACAGACAAUUCCUGCAUCUUGAACACACACAGUCUGGCUCCUCCUCCCUUAGACUUGAUGUCAUAACCCCAUCAAUCCAAUGCACUUCUUUCAUAUCAACCGUUCAACCGAUACGCGCGAUGCUUCUUUGUCAUGACACUACUCACCAGUGUGUUCCACCCUGAACUGUAUAAAUGUUGAUAGCAAUCUCCAGUUUAGCCUCUUAAACUGUGAAUAGCAGAAACUCUAAAAACUUUGUGGGGGGGUAAGAGAAAAACCAUAAAGCAUCCAUCUCGUAUGCGCUGUUGUCUGUUUCAUGAGUUUAAAUCUGGACCUUUGCUCUUAAAUCCCUCUAAUUCUUCAUGUUUACUGUGGAAUACUUCUUUUUUUUUUCAUGAAGAUACUUUGUCCUUGACGCAUGGCUUUAGAGAAGCUUCGAGGUCAGGCAUCUCCUGGAGUCACGGUCCCGCUCGCCCUGCUUGAACUCUCUUAUGCGAUGCUCAUCCGCUGUCUCUUAAGCUUUUUUUUUAAUAUAAUAGAUGAUCACAAAGUGUUUGCUUGUUAAUUACAACUGAGCGUAUUUAUCGAUUAUAAACAUACAUAUGCAUGAGUAGCUGGUGUGGAUGGAUAAAGAGUCCGAUCUUUCACGUCCAACUAGCAGCAUUUACAGGGACGUCUGAUAAUAAUAUUAAUCAUGGAUGUAACAAUCGUAAAAUUUCACUCAGAUUCCAUGUUGAUUAAUUAUAGUCCAUUCGCAUCAUGCAUUGCAAAAGAAUAAGUGUUUUGUUUUCAUCGCAUCUGCUUUUGGAGAAUUUGGGCCCUGCAUUAUUUCCAACAUGUCCUACUGUAUCCUUACAACUCCUUCUGAAUAAUGAUAAUAAUAAUAAUAAAUAUAAUAAUAAUAACGACUAUUAUAAUAAUAGCUAUAUAAACCAUAUAUAUGGGUUUUAAGAGAAUUUAGGCUAAAAAAAGAUUUUAAUAUAAAUGUUGUAUCUAAAAAGAAGUUCAUGUGAUGUUUUAUUUUUAUUUGAUAAAAUGUAUGAGUGCAAUUAAAAAAUGUAUUUAUAAGAAUUGUGAAUGUGAGCUUUUGGGUUUCUGACUGUAUCGUUGGCUUUCAGCAUAACGUAGUCUAGUAUGGACAAAGCCUGGGUUAAUAAUGGAGGGUUAGAUGCUCUAAUACUUAAAAUGACUUUAUCAAACUAGAAAUUGAAAUAAUUAUUCAACCCCUCAUAUGAAGAUGGUCUUACGUGUGCAAUCUGUCAAAAGUAUUGUAACAUCUUGACUUUUUUUUUUUUAAUUAAUUUAAAUCAUUCUUAAUUGUAACUGUCUUG
Molecule: messenger RNA, 3741 nt
Organism: Clarias gariepinus (North African catfish)
Lineage: Eukaryota; Metazoa; Chordata; Actinopteri; Siluriformes; Clariidae
Product: band 4.1-like protein 1
Exons: 22
Coding region: 132-2327 (731 amino acids)
Biological process (GO): cortical actin cytoskeleton organization
Cellular component (GO): cytoskeleton; plasma membrane
Molecular function (GO): structural molecule activity; actin binding
Source: RefSeq, a predicted model, not a curated record